AUGGGAUUCCCGGCCAUGGGAUUGACAAGCUUUAUGAAGAUGGCAGGAAAUAGGUGGAUUAAGAAGGUGGAGGACUCCCUACCACAGCAGCAGAGGAUCGCCGGUGGAGUGUUGGCUACUCCUGGGCAACACCCCUACGCAGCCGCUAUUUUCUUCGCCCGAGAUACUACUAAUUUCCACCUAAUAUGCGGGGGUGCCAUUUUGAACAAUCGAAGUGUCCUCUCAGCUUCUUCUUGUUGGAUUGAUAAUUUUCCAAAUCAGUUUCGCAUUCGGGUUGGCUCGAUUGAUCCAAAAUCCGGUGGCACCGUUCAUAAUGUUGCUACUAUUUUAUCCCAUCCAACGUAUAAUGCAUGGAACCGGAACAAUAAUAUUGGUAUCAUAAGAGCAAGUUCCGCUUUUCCACUUGGGAACAAUGUGCGACCUAUUAUGAUCGCUGGAACAAAUUAUGCUGUGGGUGAUAACCAAUACGUCUGGACGAUGGGAUGGGGCCAGACAACUGAAAAUGGACCACAAUACGGUAAACUCCACCGGGUCGACAUCAGGACGAUUAACCAAGCUCAUUGUCAAAAUGUCUACGGUUUAAAUUUCUUAACUGUAACUAUGAUGUGCGCUGGCUGGACCGAAACUCCACGGGGUGCAUGCUCUGGUGAUAUGGGGUCACCCCUCGUUCAUAGAAAUGUCACUGUGGGCGUUACAUCUUUUAUUACUGGUUGUGGAGAUACACAUUUUCCAGCCAUCUACACGAGAGUUAACAGAUAUACUGCCUGGAUACAAACCAAUGCAUAA
This is a messenger RNA of Maniola jurtina (meadow brown), 786 nucleotides long. RefSeq names its product trypsin CFT-1-like. NCBI's taxonomy places the organism in Eukaryota, Metazoa, Arthropoda, Insecta, Lepidoptera, Nymphalidae. The transcript is spliced from 4 exons. The record is from RefSeq and is a predicted model, not a curated record. Gene Ontology annotation, biological process: proteolysis. Gene Ontology annotation, molecular function: serine-type endopeptidase activity. The coding region runs from base 1 to 786 and encodes 261 amino acids.